Molecule: messenger RNA, 1524 nt
Organism: Striga asiatica
Lineage: Eukaryota; Viridiplantae; Streptophyta; Magnoliopsida; Lamiales; Orobanchaceae
Source: the annotation of a GenBank genome assembly
GUUCACACUAUUUCGUAAGGCACGAAAUAAAAAUAAAUUAUAGAUCGUUUUUCGAAUCCACGUAUUUUUCUAUAUAUAUAUAUAUUUUAUUUAGUUUUGACAUUUUGCGUGUGUGGUUGGGGUUUCGAAAAUGAGAGCGACGGCGUAUAAAUUCAGAGUGUGGAUGUGGUCGGGAUCCAAUCGGCCAUAGUAUCCUACGAGUGGUGGACUUGGAUCGAUUGUACGAUGGUGGUACAGACUGAAUAUGAAUUCUGGAUGGGAAACGGAAAAUUGGCCGGAGAUUGGUGGCCGUGGACAUGGAGCCUCGCAGCAGUGCUCCUCAUAUUCACCUUCCGUUUGCUCACGUUUCGCUUCCGCUUUUCUCGCCGGCGGCCUGCCGUCUCAAUUCCCGUCAAAACUAAAACAGGCGGUGGUCUUCCCCCUAUCCGGGGCACAGGGAUUAUAUCGGAUUUGGAUUUGAAGAAUCUCAUCAAUGAACUCGACGAGAAGUCGCCGGAAAACGGUGUGGUCUGGGAAAACGUCGUCGACAAGAAUAACAAUCUGAUUUCAUAUAAGGCCAAGUGCUGCAAACCUAAGGAUGGGCCGUUGAAGUAUCUUAGCGUGACUAUCUUUGAAGAUUGCUCGGUUGAGAAGCUGGUGGGUUUUUACAUGGACAAUAGUUACAGGGUGCAGUGGGAUAAGACUGUGGUUCAUUAUCAGCAGUUGCAGAUGGAUGGUGACUCCGGCACUGAAUUUGGCCGGAUGAUUAAGAAGUUUCCAUUGUUAACACCCAGAGAUUACAUAUUGGCGUGGAGAGUCUGGCAGGGACUUGAUGGAUCCUUCUACUGCUUUAGUAAGUUUAGCAAUGUGUAUGAUAGAACUGCUUAUGUGCAUUUUGAUUGGGAAUGUUGUUUGGUAGCCAUGGUAUGGAGCUCACUUUCGGAAUGCGGUCAUCCUUUGGCUCCACAUGAGAAGCGUUACGUAAGAGUAGCUUUGUUCAGAUCUGUCCCUGGUAGAAAUGCCUGUGAGAUUAAAAUGGUGCACCAAGAAGAUGCUGGUCUGAAUGUAGAAAUGGCAAAAGUGGCCUUCUCAAAAGGAAUAUGGAAUUACGUACGCAAGAUGGAUGAUGCCCUCCGUAAAUAUUCUGCUGGAAGGCAGCAUCUACUAAAUUCAAACCCUGAUGCGAGCUUGUUUGUUCAAAAGGUACCACCUGAAUUUGAAGUCAUGAACGAUAAUACCAACACGGGUCAUCCAGAAAACUCAGCAGCUGCCAACAACCAACUAGACACUUGCUGGUCCAAAAAAUCGAGGAAACUCAAGAAAUGGCCUUCGAGCAAGUUGAUUGCAAAUGGUUUUAUUGUUCUUGGUGGUGCUAUCUGCCUCUCGAGAGGACAUUCGAGCUUGGCUACAAAGGUUGCCAUGGCCUAUCUAUUGACCAAACUUACGAAGCAAUGUGCUUCAUCUAAGAAAGAUUUGUAACGGUGUUCCCCAGGCCGCUGUGGUUUAGCCUGCUCCUCGCCAUCUGCCACCGAUAACAUUGUGGUG